AUGAAGCGCGGUCGCACCGCCAAAGCUGACGUCGUCGCCGAGCCCCCCAAGAAGCGCGGUCGCCCUGCGAAAGCACAAGCUGAAGAGCCCGUCGAAGCCGCGCCGGAGCCUAAGAAACGCGGUCGCCAGGCCAAGGUUGCGCCGGAACCCGCUGUCGAAGAGGCGGCAGUAGUAGCAGUCAAGAAGGGUAGAGGAAGGCCUAAAAAGGACGCCGUUGUUGUGCAGGAAGACGCGCCGGUCAAGAGCCGUGGACGCCCCAAGAAAGACGCUGCUGCAGUCGACCUUCACCGCGUUGCUGGCUCUCCCCGUAUCGGCAAGAGGUCGUCUCCUCGCAACAACAAGGUCAAGACUGUCAAGCCGGAGCCCCUCGCUCGCCGCCUCGAUCCUCGCAUGCGAUCGAAAUUGCGCACCCGGCUCCCAGCCAAGACCGAACCAGUACCUCAGCCAGCUCCAAAGCCCACUUCUAGACGCGGACGUCCGCCCAAGGUCGCUGCCGCUGCCGCUGUCAUUGCUCCAAAGCAAGUCACAAAGCCGUCAAAGCCCCUCGCCCCUCGGAAGAUGCGCGGUCAUACCGUGCGCCAGAUUCCCGAUCGAUACGUCGCACAGAUCGACCAAUACCUCCACGACCUCAUGGAAGCCGACGAGUCUCCUGUCGCAGAGGAGCAAGAGGACGGCGUAGUCGUUGAAGUUGAAGAUGCCCAGGAUGCGCUUGUGUCUUCAGAGCAGGAUCGCGAUCAAUACCAAGAGGACAGUGACGGCGGUAUCGAUAUGAACGGUCAACAAGACGUUGAAGACGAGGAGGACAUGCAGGCUGUAGCUGCGCUUCAGCAGCAGGAGAGAGAGGAGUACGACGAGUUCCCCGAAGAGCUCCCCGAGAACGACGACCCUCAGUACCCAGAGGAGGGCGAGAACGACGAGAAUAUCGAGCCGGUACAUGAGGAGGAGAUUGAGAUGAGCAUGCACGACGUCGAGAUGGAGGCGGACGCGGAUGGUAACACCCUCCUCACCACCAUCGACACCGACAUUGUUGUCCGUGACGAUAGCCCUCCCCUAGAUGUCGAAGAGGAGGAUGGUCUUCUCAACGCGACUCCCCCCAGGUCUUCAGCGGCUGCUGCUAUCUUCAGCUAG
This is a messenger RNA of Alternaria ventricosa, 1128 nucleotides long. RefSeq lists its product as uncharacterized. Lineage: Eukaryota; Fungi; Ascomycota; Dothideomycetes; Pleosporales; Pleosporaceae. Gene Ontology annotation, molecular function: DNA binding. The coding region runs from base 1 to 1128 and encodes 375 amino acids. The transcript has a single exon. Gene Ontology annotation, biological process: regulation of DNA-templated transcription. The record is from RefSeq and is a predicted model, not a curated record.